AUGCCAAAUGUCAGAUGUCACUAUUGUACAGAAAGGUGUGACGGAGGGAAGUCGGAGGCUACUCCUUCAGGCUCUCAGCAACGAGUGCGUCUUAAGCCCGACUCCGGAAAGACCAGAGCUGCGCGCUCCGGACACUGUUUGGGGGGCAGCCUGGAGUGCUCUGCCGUCGUUCUGCGAUUAGCCUGGCCUCGGGGGCUCUGCAGACGUCGAGAACGCAGGCGCCCCGCGAGCCGGCCCGCCCCUGCCCCGCCCCGGGUGCACCACCUCCAGGCCACGGCCGCCUCUGUGGGGCGGGCACACGAGGCCCCCCAUGCCCCGCCCACCCCAGGUGCUGCACCCCAAGGGCACGGCCCCUCCGCCGCUCCCGUGGGGCGGGCACACGAGGCCCCCCAUGCCCCGCCCACCCCGGGUGCUGCACCCCCAGGGCACGGCCCCUCCGCCGCUCCCGUGGGGAGGUCACACGAGGCGCCCCAUGCCCCGCCCACCCCGGGUGCUGCACCCCCAGGGCACGGCCCCUCCGCCGCUCCCGUGGGGAGGUCACACGAGGCCCCCCAUGCCCCGCCCACCCCGGGUGCUGCACCCCCAGGGCACGGCCCCUCCGCCGCUCCCGUGGGGAGGUCACACGAGGCGCCCCAUGCCCCGCCCACCCCGGGUGCUGCACCCCCAGGGCACGGCCCCUCCGCCGCUCCCGUGGGGCGGGCACACGAGGCCCCCCAUGCCCCGCCCACCCCCGGUGCUGCACCCCCAGGGCACGGCCCCUCCGCCGCUCCCGUGGGGAGGUCACACGAGGCGCCCCAUGCCCCGCCCACCCCGGGUGCUGCACCCCCAGGGCACGGCCCCUCCGCCGCUCCCGUGGGGCGGGCACACGAGGCCCCCCAUGCCCCGCCCACCCCCGGUGCUGCACCCCCAGGGCACGGCCCCUCCGCCGCUCCCGUGGGGCGGGCACACGAGGCCCCCCAUGCCCCGCCCACCCCAGGUGCUGCACCCCAAGGGCACGGCCCCUCCGCCGCUCCCGUGGGGCGGGCACACGAGGCCCCCCAUGCCCCGCCCACCCCGGGUGCUGCACCCCCAGGGCACGGCCCCUCCGCCGCUCCCGUGGGGAGGUCACACGAGGCGCCCCAUGCCCCGCCCACCCCGGGUGCUGCACCCCCAGGGCACGGCCCCUCCGCCGCUCCCGUGGGGAGGUCACACGAGGCCCCCCAUGCCCCGCCCACCCCGGGUGCUGCACCCCCAGGGCACGGCCCCUCCGCCGCUCCCGUGGGGAGGUCACACGAGGCGCCCCAUGCCCCGCCCACCCCGGGUGCUGCACCCCCAGGGCACGGCCCCUCCGCCGCUCCCGUGGGGCGGGCACACGAGGCCCCCCAUGCCCCGCCCACCCCCGGUGCUGCACCCCCAGGGCACGGCCCCUCCGCCGCUCCCGUGGGGAGGUCACACGAGGCGCCCCAUGCCCCGCCCACCCCGGGUGCUGCACCCCCAGGGCACGGCCCCUCCGCCGCUCCCGUGGGGCGGGCACACGAGGCCCCCCAUGCCCCGCCCACCCCCGGUGCUGCACCCCCAGGGCACGGCCCCUCCGCCGCUCCCGUGGGGCGGGCACACGAGGCCCCCCAUGCCCCGCCCACCCCCGGUGCUGCACCCCCAGGGCACGGCCCCUCCGCCGCUCCCGUGGGGAGGUCACACGAGGCCCCCCAUGCCCCGCCCACCCCCGGUGCUGCACCCCCAGGGCACGGCCCCUCCGCCGCUCCCGUGGGGAGGUCACACGAGGCCCCCCAUGCCCCGCCCACCCCCGGUGCUGCACCCCCAGGGCACGGCCCCUCCGCCGCUCCCGUGGGGAGGUCACACGAGGCCCCCCAUGCCCCGCCCACCCCCGGUGCUGCACCCCCAGGGCACGGCCCCUCCGCCGCUCCCGUGGGGAGGUCACACGAGCCCCCCCAUGCCCCGCCCACCCCCUGUGCGGCUCCCCCAGGGCACGGCCCCUCCGCCGCUCCCGUGGGGCGCGCACACACGAGGCCCCGCCCUGCCGGCCCGAGGUCGGCCGCGCAGGCGCAGUGCCUCCCGGUUGUAGUCGCGGCGGCCCGGCCGGCGUGCGCCUGGUGGCAGGACGGGCCUGGGCGAGCCCCCUCGGCGCUCCCGCCUCCGCGAGGCCGGGGGGCUCCAGGCGGUCGCCGGGGGCCGCGCGCGUGCGGCGGGGCUGGGCGGCGGCCGAGGGUGUUUGGGCGGGAGGGGCCCGCGGGAGGGGCCGGGCCUCCGCCUGCUCGGACCCCGGCGCCGCCGACUGCCUUCCCGCCUCCCUCCCGCGCGCCCUCCUCGCCGCCCAUUUUCUCUUGA
Canis lupus familiaris (dog) is the source of this 2325-nucleotide messenger RNA. RefSeq names its product basic proline-rich protein-like. The record is from RefSeq and is a predicted model, not a curated record. The transcript is spliced from 2 exons. NCBI's taxonomy places the organism in Eukaryota, Metazoa, Chordata, Mammalia, Carnivora, Canidae. The coding region runs from base 1 to 2325 and encodes 774 amino acids.